Populus nigra (black poplar) is the source of this 1298-nucleotide messenger RNA. RefSeq lists its product as uncharacterized. The transcript is spliced from 5 exons. Gene Ontology annotation, molecular function: DNA binding. The record is from RefSeq and is a predicted model, not a curated record. Lineage: Eukaryota; Viridiplantae; Streptophyta; Magnoliopsida; Malpighiales; Salicaceae. Bases 1 to 1128 code for a protein of 375 amino acids.
AUGUGUACUGUUUGGACUUGGAAGGGGGGCGGGGCUUGGAAACGCGGGUUGUUGUGGGUCGGGACGGGACGGGACGGGACGGAACGGGACGAGACGGGACGGGGCCGGGGACGGGACGGGACGGGACGAGACGGGACCGGGGACGGGACGGGACGGGACGGAACGGGGGACUGGGAAUCAUAUACUGUGGAACAGAAUAAUUUGAUCAAUGACAUCUUAUCGAGUUUGCGUACGAAGUGCGAGAAUUCUGGGACCGUGGAGUUGCAGAUACAGGCGGAUCCAAAGCUCAACCUGUCUGAGGAAGUUGAAGCAUCACAAAUUCCAUCAGUGGCUUUUUCGAAGAGCUCCUUUUCAGCCUUUACAAAUGUUGGUUUAAAUUUAAAAGAAAAGAUCCAAAAUAACAGGGUAGAAACAGAUGAGCCUCAUGAACAGGAAGUCAGGGAACAAAAUGCUACAGUUGAACUUGAUGUUGAUGGCAACAAGCAGGUGGGAGAAACGCACGAUACGCAGCAGAGCAAGAGGAUUAAUAAACGAAAAAAGAAUGAUACUCAACAGACUAAGUAUACUCCUAAACCAAGAAAAACUACAUCUGUAGUUUGGGAGUUUUUCAUUAAGGCUCAAAAAAAUGGUGAGGUACAUGCCAAAUGCCAGGUUUGCAACAAAGUGCUCUGUGCUAAAAGCAGGAAUGGAACUACAAGCCUACACAGACACGGUUGUUUUAAAGAUUGGAAGAAAGAUGGAAAACAACAGUCAUUUUCUAAUGUCGAGUCCAGUGCUAAAGCGAACCCAAAAAACAAGGCUUCAUCAAAGAUUGGAGCUGGUGCUCCUCCACAAGCAAAGAGGAGAAAGCUAGUAGCAAAUGUAGGAGAGGAAAGAGUGGAAGAAGAAACUUCUAGUGCUUGCAUCGGUCAAGCAGCAGUUUCUGGUCUAGCUCAUGACCAAGUACAAGAAUUAACAGUACAAGAAGAUUAUACUGCAAAAGAAACACCUGGAAGAGGUCUCCAGGAUCAGGAGCAUCAUCUCGUAUCUGGCUGUAUUAUUGGGGUAUUGUUGAUACCAUCUUUCUCUUUCAACUUUGUUUAUGUUUUUUUUCUUGCGAUAGUGGUUGUAGAAGCAAUCUUUCUGUAGCCGCUACCAUCUGAAACUCUGAGUUCUGGCCAACAAGCCAAUAAUAUGGCCAUUGAUGGUACUGGAGGUGUUCCUCAAGUUGAAUGCACUAAUAUGGAGCUUACUGCAGAAGGUAACUCCAUCCAGCACAAGCCUUGUACAACUCUUCUUUCAAACUGGUACCAUGUUAA